Messenger RNA from Haliotis rufescens (red abalone), 3810 nucleotides. RefSeq names its product sulfate transporter-like. The record is from RefSeq and is a predicted model, not a curated record. Gene Ontology annotation, molecular function: oxalate transmembrane transporter activity; chloride transmembrane transporter activity; sulfate transmembrane transporter activity. The transcript is spliced from 2 exons. NCBI's taxonomy places the organism in Eukaryota, Metazoa, Mollusca, Gastropoda, Lepetellida, Haliotidae. Gene Ontology annotation, biological process: transmembrane transport. The coding region runs from base 153 to 2675 and encodes 840 amino acids. Gene Ontology annotation, cellular component: membrane.
UCUUUUCUAACUGUAUCUCUGGUUUACAAGUGUCCGCUUUCCACGUGUUAUACGUCCACGUGCGGUGUCAGAAUGCACGAGCGCGAUGUCAUCACAGGCCGUGGUUUCAACCUGACGCGAGCUUAGUUUGUGGACAACAGUUACUUCCCACAAUGAAGGAGAAACGCUCAGUAUCUAUCAGUGACGCGGCAAUAGUGAUCCCACCCGGUUGCCUGGGCACGAAAGGACGACGUUUCUCCUGCCCUGCCGUCAACGUCGUUGACAAUGCCAUUGUCAUCAAGCGACCACCAUUUACUCAAACAGCGUUCGACGAUAUCCACGCCAAGACCGAGUUCGAAUCCAAGAGCAUAUCCGAACGCCUGAAGAAACAGGCGUAUUGCUCAAAGAAGCGACUAUGGAAGCUGGUGAGCGGUUAUCUCCCAAUCCUCAAGGUCCUACGGUACUACAACAUUAAAGAAAACAUUCUGAUUGACAUCCUGGCAGGUUUAACAAUUGGGGUACUACAUAUCCCCCAAGCACUGGCGUUCGGCCAGCUGACGUCUGUGAAGAUCGAGAACGGCUUGUAUACAUCUUUAUGGCCUGUUAUCAUCUACGUAUUUUUCGGAACAUCUGCCCACGUUUCCAUCGGCACCAGUGCUGUGAUCUGUAUAUUGACUGCUGGUGUUGUGGACCGUCAAGGCGAGGCCUUUGUCGCCUCUAAUCCGGAUAUUCUGAACUUUACAUUGAACGGUACUCAAGUGCAUCUUAAUGAAAUCCCUGCAUACUUGGAUUACAAGGAAGGGGUAGCCAUGGCUGUGACUUUCGUUUCGGGGUUAAUGAUGAUCUUCAUGGGCAUCUUCAAGCUCGGGUUCAUCACCGCCUACCUAUCCGAGUCCUUCUUCUGCGCGUUCACAUCAGGAGCUGCUAUCCACAUUGCCACAAGCCAGGUUCCAGCUAUGCUUGGUUUGGACAUCACGAAACACGGCGGUCUGUUCAAGUUCAUCAAUAACUACAUUGAAAUCUUCUCCCACAUCACCGAGGUCAACGUUGCUGCCAUCGUCUGUGCCGUCAUCACUUGUCUCAUCAUCGUGCUGGUCAAGGACUGCAUUAACGAGAGAUUCAAGCAUAAGCUCUUCAUGCCAAUCCCUAUCGAGCUUUUCGUCGUCAUCAUUGGAUGCAUCGUUGGCUACUUUGGUGACCUAAACACAAACUUUGGAAUCGCAAUCGUCGGUAGCAUCCCUAACUCCAUUCCCCCACCUGUCAUUCCACCACUGGCAGAAGCCCCCGAUGUCUUGGCCGACUGCUUCAUCAUCGCCAUCCUCAUCUUCGCCAACACCAUCGCCAUGGCUAAGAUCUGCGCCAAGAAACACAACUACGAGGUUGACGACAGUCAGGAACUCAUCGCCUACGGCAUGUGCAACUUUGUCAGCUCUUUCUUCAAGUGCUUUCCCUCAAGCGUGGCGCCCCCACGAUCCAUGGUUUCAAGCGGCAUGAACACCAAGACGGUCGUCAACGGCAUCUUUACGUCCGGUCUGAUGGUCCUCGUCAUCAUGGUCAUCAGCUUCGUCUUCGAGGUUCUCCCCAAGUCAAUCCUCGCAGCCAUCAUCUUCAUCGCUCUCAAAGGACUCUUCAUCCAGAUUCUCGACGGACGCAAAUUCUGGCGUGUCAACAAAUUCGACUUCGUCAUUUGGUUCAGCACCUUCACCAGCGCCGUGUUCCUCGACAUCGACUACGGUCUCUUCAUCGGCGUGGGUGUGUCACUCAUCACUGUUGUGUUCCAGACUCAGUUUGCCCGCGGCUACAGACUCGGCAGAACCACGAAAGACAGCACCCUGGUGGAGCACAAGAAAUAUCAGGAUUCCGUCGAGAUCCCUGGCGUCAAGAUCUUCCGCUUCCAGUCUUCUCUGUACUACGCCAACGCCGAGAUCUUCCGAUCCAACCUCUACAAAUGCACUGUGAACCCCAGAAAACUACUGAAGAUGAUAAAGAAAUACGAAAAGAAAAUGGGCAAAUCUGGGAAGAGUGAGGUGCUGUUUAGCGAAGAUAAAAGAAGCUCCGUUGUGCCGACUGAAAACACGACUCUAAGUACCUCUGAGAAUAACCUCAUUGGGGGAAUGAACAGCACAGUGUAUACAAAAAGUGACAGCACCAAACGCGUCUCAGUCUCCAAUAUGGACAACCCUCUGUUCACAAUGACUGACGAGGUACAAAAUAACAGCUGUGUGCUCCGACAGAACGCCGACAGCAGCAUAAAACGCCACGGAAGCAUUGACUCCACCUACUCCAACGACACCAUCGACACGGUCAACUCCGAGGACGAAGAAGUCGACCCCGAGGACGGCGGCAUCCUUGUGACGGAUGAGAAACUAAGAACUAUGAGACACACGCACCACGUCAUCGUCGAUUGCAGCGUCAUCAACUACUUGGAUGCCUCAGGCGCCAAUGUCCUUAGUCACAUCUUCACUGAGUACGACCACGUCAACAUCAAACUGUUCCUGUGCGGUUGUUCUUAUGAUAUGCGGAAAGCUAUGAAACAUGCUGGCGUUUUCAAUAAAAUUCCACACGAAAAUAUUUUCUUGGAUCUUUACGAUGCCCUUGCCGUUGCUAAGAUACAACGGACCAUUCCGAUGCUGUUGGGCGUGACAGAUUAUUCCGAUGAAGAGGCAGCGGAAGAUUCCUACAUCACAAAGCUAUAACCAUGGCAACUGAAUCGUCAUCGAGAAACUCAUAAACACUACAAAUGUAGACUUGGCACUCGGCUGAGCCGAGCGAUGCUGAUCAUAAUGCACUUCAACGAAUUUGACACUGUUCAUUUUCAACUGGGGCGGUCGGGUAGCCUAGUGGUUAAAGCGUUCGCUCGUCACGCCGAAGACCCGGGUUCGAUUCCCGACAUGGGUACAAUGUGUGAAGCCCAUUCUGGUGUCCCCCGUCGUGAUAUUGCUGGAAUAUUGCUAAAGGCGGCGUAAAACCAUACUCACUCACUCACUCACUCAUUUUUAACUUUCUUAACUCUAAUUUGUAAGCAUGAUUAGUGAUUGCUGAUCAAAAUGCACUUGUCAUUAACCCUUAUUUGUAAGCCUGAUUACUAACCAUACAUUUCGUUAGGAACAUGUUCAUGAAAUCCUCUCUUUACGAAUAUAUAAUACUUAACUUUUGACAGGGAUACUGUGCUAUAUCGUUAUAUUAUCAAACUAAGACCCACAGCGUAUGGAAAUGUACUUAUAUUCAUUCUGAUUUGUAAUAAUGUUACAACUUGGUCAGAUUCAUGACAAUAUUAAACACUAUUCGUAUGACAACAAAUUCUAGCAAUCGCCGCCUGGACAUCCACAUGCCCCAAUCAAAGUUGAGUAAUACAGGACUUUUAUUUUCGACAAUAAUUCUGGUUAUUGACUUAACAUGACGUCACUAGACAUCGAAUAAUUUGAUUGGUUCAUCACAUCCCAUACGUGUUUCACUUUUGUCUAAUACUCAGAUGUGGCUUUGUAUAAAUGUUAUAUAUGUGUGUAUGCUGGUGUUGCAUUCUUCCGUCAUUUAUUAUAUAGAUACUAUGCAGAACACUGCCAAGAUUGUUCAGACGUUCGGGACAAAAACUUACAAAAUAUGACUCCUGUGUACAUGUGAAAAUGUGAAAUAAAUAUAUUUUAACACGAAAUUCACCUAAGAUUUUAUAGUAGGCUAAUUUAAUGCAUGCUAAUUUUGAAUAUUUUCUAAAUAUUAUCACAGAUAAUGGAAAUGGAUCAUGAUACGUUGGUGUGCUACAGUGGAAUAGUAUAUAUGGGUCUGUUAAAAGGUCCGAUUUGAUGUCAGGGAAGAUUAAAAUCAUGUACAGUA